AUGCAAAGUUCAUCGAGUUCAAGGAAAAGCAAAAUUAUGGCCCUUGCAAAGAAAAUAAAAUCGGAGCGUUAUGCACCAGAUCAAGUACGAAACUCGGAAGUCUCAGAAAGAUUUUUUUUAUCAGAGGAAAAUGCAGCACUUGUUUCUUAUGAUAAUGCAAACUACGUUAUAGCUACGGAUAACGAUAAUAAUAAGCUUGAUACAUCAUUAUUACGGGUUGACCUUUUACCAAAACGGAAAGACGAAUUCCAAAUCUCAGACUUCGUAAGCAAUAAUGAUGAUGAUUUAAUAAAAAAUCCAAACUAUGAAUCAAAUUUUGGUAGCUCUAGUUCGUUUUCCUCUUUUACAUUAAAUGAUAGUUCUAGCUCAAGUAGUUAUUAUAGUCCAGGUUGCAAUAGUUUCUUAGGAUGGUGGUUUGUAGUGUUCACCGUGACACUAGUUGCUUGUAUAAUCUCCAUUAGAGAAGUUUAUAAGAAAUGGUUAAGGGCUCCUGUAAUCGUAAGUUUUGCUACAAAAGAAACUCCAAUUUACUCCAUACCGUUUCCCGCAGUGACCAUUUGUCCAGAAACAAAAUCAACCCAAGCACUUUAUAGUCAUAUGGGAAUCGUUAAGAAGUUUCUUAACAAACAAAAUCUUACUGAAAGAGAGUAA
Diabrotica balteata is the source of this 651-nucleotide messenger RNA. NCBI's taxonomy places the organism in Eukaryota, Metazoa, Arthropoda, Insecta, Coleoptera, Chrysomelidae. The record is from the annotation of a GenBank genome assembly.